This is a messenger RNA of Oreochromis niloticus (Nile tilapia), 1898 nucleotides long. RefSeq lists its product as uncharacterized. Bases 111 to 1898 code for a protein of 595 amino acids. Gene Ontology annotation, cellular component: external side of plasma membrane. NCBI's taxonomy places the organism in Eukaryota, Metazoa, Chordata, Actinopteri, Cichliformes, Cichlidae. The transcript is spliced from 8 exons. The record is from RefSeq and is a predicted model, not a curated record. Gene Ontology annotation, biological process: negative regulation of T cell proliferation; T cell costimulation; positive regulation of T cell proliferation.
UUUGUGCGUGGGCGUGUUUGGGAGCUGCAGGUGUGUCCAGGUGUGGGCUCGUUGGGUCAGCAGAGGAUUUAACGGGACUUUGUGUCGGUUUGAGUUGUUUUUAAAGGAGGAUGAAGACGCUGGUGGUGUUCCUGCUCCUCAUGAACGUUUCCCAGCAUGCCUCAGCUGUGGAGCUGUAUGAGGGGGACUCGUUCAUCCUGCCAUGUCAGUUAGACACUGUACUACUAGACAACCCCUCAGUGGUGUGGAGUCGCUCCGACCUCAGUCCUCCAACCGUCCACCAGCGUCAGCUUCAAGGAGACGAACUGAAAGAUCAAAACCAGCGUUACAGCGGCCGAACAUCCAUGAAGACUGACGCUCUGGAAACUGGAGACCUCAGCCUGAACCUGACCAACCUCCAACUGUCUGACAGCGCCACCUACACCUGCUCCGUCACAGACCUUAGAUAUGGCUAUGAGAGACUGGGAGAUGUACAGUUGCAGGUCAAAGAACGGUUUCCAUCCUGGGCCAAAGCUCUCCUGGUUCUCCUGGUUCUUCUUGUGGUUUCUGGAGGUCUUUUAUUUCAUUUCCGGCACUAUUUCAUGUCAGUCCGCUGGGUGGAGGUGGAUUCAGGGGUGGAGUCUGUCCAGCUGAUCUGCAAAACCACAGUUUGUCUGCCUAAAGAUGCUAAAGUGGAGUGGAAGGACAAAGACGACAGGAAGGUCCACGUGUAUGAGAACGGCUCUGACCAGCCUGAAGAACAGGACGAUAAAUACAAGAACCGAACAAAGAUGAAGAGAAACUUACUGGAACCUGGAGACCUCAGUCUGACCCUGAAAUACCCCACAGAUGGAGACAACUCCACCUACACCUGCACCGUCUACAGCAGGGAGGGAAACGUCCUGAUGGAGAAACAAGUGGAGCUGAAAGUCAGAGUCCCCCAGGUGGAGGUGGAUUCAGGGGUGGAGUCUGUCCAGCUGCCCCUCAACACCACAUUUCACCUGCCUGAAGACGCUAAAGUCGAGUGGAUGGACAUCAUUAACAGGAAGGUCCACGUGUAUGAGAACGGCUCUGACCAGCCUAAAGAACAGCACCAGGUUUACAGAGACCGAACGAAGAUGAAUGAAGACCUGCUGAAAACUGGAGACCUCAGUCUGACCCUGAAAUACCCCACAGAUGAUGACAACAGGACCUACACCUGCACCGUCUACAGCAGGGAGGGAAACAUCCUGCUGAAGAGAAAGGUGGAGCUGAAAGCCAGAGUCUGUCAGGUGGAGGUGGAGGAGGGGGCGGAGUCUGUCCAGCUGCCCUUCAAAACCACACAAAACCUGCCUGGAGAUGGUAGAGUGGAGUGGGGACGUGAAGAACCUGAACCAUCAGUUUUGGUCCACGUGUAUGAAAACGGCUCUGACCAGCCUGAAGAACAGCACCAGGAUUACAGAGACCGAACGAAGAUGAAUGAAGACCUGCUGAAAACUGGAGACCUCAGUCUGACCCUGAAACACCCCACAGAGAGAGACAGUGGAGAAUAUGAAUGUGGUGUCCAGAGCAAGGACAUUUGGAUCAGAUUGAAAACUGUGCUGCUGAAAGUCAAAGGGAGAGUUCAGGUCCAGGAUCAAACAGGGGACAUCGGUCAGUACUACAGGCAGAAACCUAGGUGUGCCAUGGGUUCCUCCAGGCCCUGGUCAGAGUCACCAAACCAGUUUGUAAGCAGGUACAGGUGUGGCCAGAAGGGUCCUCAGAGGCACUGCAAGACUGCUUUUCCACCACAGGCUGCCACACACGACAACACCACAGACUUUCAGGAAUAUACAGAAACUGUCAUUGCCUACAUCCCAAAAUGCAUCGAUGAUGUCAUAGAGACCAGGACUGUCACUGUCCGGGCCAAUCAGAAACCAUGGCUCACAGGUCAGGUUUAA